UUGAACAUGAAGUAGGACAAACUUAAUGAAUCGGUUUUAAAGACUCAGAACAGUGUGUGGUGGAAGUAGAAAUAAGGAGUGUGAUGGGCGAAAGCCAGAGACCAGGAAACUGGCAAGUGUGCAGCCAGAACAGGUGGCCAGCAACAUAGAUGCAUGCGUGACUACAGCACAAGUUUGGACCAAAGGAAGGUGUGUGGUUAAUAUCCAUUGAUAGCCAUGCAGCAGACUGCGGUCUUCAAUCCCCUUGGUUCUACAUUAGUGGUUUGCCAUUCCCUGCUUCUCGGAACUGCCUUUACAACUGCUGUUAUCAAUGCUCUUUCAAAAAUGGUCUGCUUGGCGUCAGUGGCACCAUACGACCAUCCUUAAUGUAAUAAAAACAUUAUUACAAUAAGAUUAAGCUUUCACUGUACAAGUGACUGUAGAUAUUGGAGGAUGGAACAAAGACACUGCUGGAAGAACUCGGCGUGGAGUAACCCAAGAUGCUGCUUUGCCUCCAUAAUUGCUGCCCGAUCUGUUGAGCAGUUUUUUUUCGCAAACCGAUGUUGUUUAUUAACAGCAUACAUGCGGUGAAAUCUGUAACAGGCAUCGCUUUCACCCGUCAGCGCGAAAUAAUUUAUAACCAACUAACAUGCACGAACAUCGAACUCGACACUUAUUUCAACUGAACUUGCUACUCGUCCCAGCUUUCGACAGGACAGUAUUAAAGAGCACCGCCGUGGCCAGCGGCUCGCUGGCGGAACCAGAGCCGUCUGUUCGGGGCUACGCAUGAAACCCUUGCUGUGCUCGCUGCACCGGAGCCCUCAGCCGGUUCACUCGCCGCGAAUCGCCGGGCACCUCCAGCACCGGCGCCGGCGCCCGCAUCGCACACGUCGCGUCGGGCGAACCGUCGUUCUCGCGAGAGUUGCCGGUGCUGCUCCGCUGGCAGCCGAGCCGGUUGCCAACGAGACGCCGCAAAUGGCCGCGAUGCGGAGCUUCUUUUCGCUGCAGCGUUUGCACCCCGGGCGCUGGCGAACGGCCGCUUUGAGCAAGCCUGCCUCGAGCAGAGGGGCGAGCUGGGUUGCAUGGCGGUCGGGACCGGGUGGAAGGCGCGGGCUGUGCGUGGCGGCGGUGUGCGGUGCGGCAGCUGCCGCCGUCUCCUGGUGCUACUACGAUACGGAGUCGGAGGCUGAGAGCAGCAGGAGAUGGGCUCUCCCCCGCGGGGGUGUGCGAAUACCGGCUGUAAAAGCCAAGAAUACAAUAGAAGAAAUUGAUUUUGAAGAUGUAGAACUAUAUGUUUCUUCUCAGGAACAAAGAUUUAGACUGUUUACAUCGCUGGAAUAUGAAGGGCAGCUCUUUAUGACCCCACGGGACUUCAUUGAGUCUGUCACAACAGAUGAACCACGAAGUUUUAAGCCUAGAAAAUCACUCUCAAGGCAGGAUUUAGAAAAUAUGCUUGCAGAAACUCCUCCAGUAUGGAAAGGCUCUUCAAGACUCUUUCGAACUCUGAGUGAUAGGGCAUACAUUCCUUCCAGAGACCAUGAUGUAAGAGAGAGAUUCACACAUUUUGGUCUGAUUGCCUACACUGAAUAUUUGUUUCUUUUGUGCAUAUUAACAAAGCCUCAUGCAGGUUUUAAAAUAGCUUUCAACAUGUUUGAUACUGAUGGCAAUGAAAUGGUAGACAAGAAAGAGUUCUUGGUGUUACAGGAAAUUUUCAGAAAGAAAAAUGAGAAAAGAGGUAGAAGAGGUAUCGAUGAGGAGAAGUCGGCGCAAGUGGUGUUAAAAAAAGAUUGCCCAGAUCAUACCACAGAUCGAAGUUACUGGGAUACAUUGAGACGUAACACCAGCCAAGCAUUCUUUUCAGAUCUUGCAGAGCAAGCAGUGCAAAGUUUUCUUGUAGAUACUACACUACUUGUGCACUUUUUUGGAAGAAAAGGAAAGGCUGAGCUGAAUUUUGAUGACUUUUACAAAUUCAUGGAUAAUAUACAAACUGAAAUUUUGGAAACUGAAUUCCUUUCAUACUCCAAAGGAAUGACCACAAUUAGUGAAGAAGAUUUUGCUCGUACUUUGCUACGCUACACAAAUGUUGAUAACACUAGCAAUUAUCUGGAGUCUGUUCGUCAAAGUAUUCCUGAUGAAAAGGGGAUCACUUUUGAUGAAUUCAGAUCAUUUUUUCAAUUCUUGAAUAACUUGGAGGAUUUUGCCAUUGCAAUGCAAAUGUAUAAUUUUGCAAAUCGAUCAAUUGGGCAAGUGAGGUUGCCAGCAAAACCAAAGAACAUUGGUGUCUCGUCCAUGUUACCAAUCAGUGAGAGCGGGUAAGAAUGUGCCUUUCAAUGCUUGAUUACAAAUGAUUGGAAGGCCAUAACCUUAUUUUCAAGGUCACUUGACAACUUCUGAGCAAUCUUUGUUUUUUGUCUCAACACAAGAUCACGCAUAUUCAUAAAUUGGGUGCACCAACUUCACACGGCUUUGAAAUUUUUGCUGACCUCACGGUGUUUUUCGGCCCAUUUUCACGCUGGAACUCGAAUCAUUUCUCUGGUAACAAUGUAUCCAGAUGAUCACUAGUGAUUCACCCACUCCAAAACUUUCUCUUCCAGUUCUGGCCACUGGCACAUUUUUCCGCAGUUUGUACAUUUCGUCUUUGGCAUUUCCCUCAGCGUGUCCUCUGCUUUUCUCCACUCUCUCACUUGUUUCUCAUUUACACUAAACUUCUUAGCAGCUGCAGAACUAUUUGUUCCUUUGGCAAAAUCAACAACCUUCAGCUUGAAGCCAGCAUCAUAUUUCAUUCGUUUUAAUCUUUUGUACAUGGUGGUCGCAAGCUCAAUACUGAGUACACGUAUUGAUCCCGCCACCACGUAUUAUGUUUUAACGAGAUUACGACGGGUGCUAAAUGGUUUCACGGGGGUUACAUCUCAGAGGAUUCUUUACCAUUGGGAACCAAAUCCAAAACUUCCCUCCCUGAUUUAUUUAUUAAGCAUUUGCUUAUAAUGUGUAAGCCUGUUUUCUUAGCAGGUACUGGUUCACAAAAUUUCCAGGUUCCAGAUCUGGCAAAGCUGAGUACCGGCAUGUGAGAUCUUGUGAUCUUUUCUGAUUAAAUCAAAAACCUCUACAAAAGGGGUCGACUUAUACAAAGGUAACAUGAAAAAGUCACUUUUUUAACCUUGAAAAUGGGAGGUCAUCCUAUGCUCUAGGUCGGCCUAUACACUGGAAUUUACAGUAAAUGGACUGCACAGGGAAGAUAAAAAGAUAAAAAGUCAAUUUGCAGUUUCAAAAAGAGCACUAAACAGCACACUUUUGAGGAAUAAUCUGAUAAUGAAGAGAGUGACACAGGACUGGGUAGCCUUGAGAUUUACAAUGUGAAAAUUAACAAGAGACAAGCAAUAUGACUUACACCAGAAGUGAACAGUAAAUUAAUUAAAAUGGAAUUAAACACUGGAUCAUCUGUUUCAGUCAUUCCACAAAAUGAGUCUGAAUGGCAUUUCAAAGAUACUAAACUGAAGCCUGCAGAUAUCCAAAUAAGAAUAGAUAGUGAAGAAAUGUAACUCCUGUAGAAAUGACAUUCAUAACAGUGAAAUACAAGUGACAUUGGGCUUGCAUGUAGUAAAAGCAGAAGGGCCAGCAUUGUGGAGGUAUGAUUGACUGUGAAAACUACAACUUGAUUGGAGAUCCUUCAAGUACUUGAAUGCCACAUCCCCUGUAGUGGAGUCAACUGAAAGCAAAUUAAGAAGGGUACUAGAUGAUGCCACAUCCUGCACAUCAUGAAUUGUUGUCAAACCGAGGGCAAACAAGUGUUGGUGCCAACCUCUCUGCCUCUGGUUGGAAAGCAUAUUGGACCAAGAAAAGACAAUGCUCCAGAGAAAUCAUGAAAGUGAGGAAUACAGUGGUCCAACUACAACAGUCUUUGUAGGCAACAAAUCUGAGAAAUCUUCUGAUAUGUUAAUCAGGCAGUUCGAAAUGUGGUUUGGUUUUAAACUGAAAGAGAAUUCAAGGAACUUCAGGAAAGCUAUGAGCAUUCAGCUUUUGUGAGUAUAAUACUCUGCAUGCAAUAAAGUUAUUGCAUGAACUUCAAGUGAGAGAUAAAAAGUUGCUUGUAAAAGUAGGUGCAAAGACCAAAUCCCAGCUAAAAGAAUGGAUGGCCUGAAAAGGAGUCAAUGAGAUAUGGAAACAUGAUUUGUCAGAUAAUGUGAAUGAGGAAACCAAAAGGAGAGAUCAGAUCAUAAAGGGAGCAAUAGAGGGAUUAUUAAGAGAAUAUUCCAGUGAACUAAAUACACCCUUCCAAGAAGAAAAAGGAAAAGAAAGAGGAUGAUGAUGUAGUGCUAUGGAAAUGGAAGAGGAUGAACAGGACAAAAUUAGCAAAUUCAGGGAUACUCACAAGAAACAGCAGGAAGAAAAAGAAAGAACAGAAGUUGAAAAGUAGAAAGAUAGAAAAAAAGAAUGUGAGCAAGAAAAAGAAAGGCAUGAAAGAGAGAAGGGCCAUGAGAGAGAAAAAAGAGCCGGGACUGAAAGAGAAGCAAGGAUCGAAGUCGGAGAAAAGGAGAGGAAAGAUGCCCAGAACUGUCAGAGCUACUUCUGGCAGUUUCAGAGUCAACUCCUACAACCACCAUGGAGGAGGGCCCAGAACCUCAGAUCAUUUUCACAGACUCAAGUCUCAACUGCUAAGCAGAUUAACCUCCCUUGUCAGGAAAUGAGUUAUCCCACAAGAGUAAAAAAUCCUCCACAGUGAUUAAAUCUUUAGGCCUUUGCUGUGGAUGUUUGUACAGUAGUUGUAUUAUAUAACAUACUGUGUAUAUAGUUGAAAGGCGUUCUAUGUUGAGUUGGAGUUUUUAGCUAAGCAGGGAGGAUGUUGUGUAUUUAAUAUUGCAGUAACAUUUAUGUAAUAUUAUGAAUAGAUUGUAUGAUUAAGCAGUCUUUGUUAUUUAUGACAAGACUGUCCUGAUGAGGAGUCUCAGCUCAAAAUGUCGACUAUGUACUCUUUUCUAUAGAUACUUCCAGGCCUGAGUUCCACUAGCAAUUUGUGUGUAUUAUUUCGAUUUCCAGCAUCUGCAGAUUUUCUCUUGUUUGUUGUUUACAUAGUGCACUGUGGAUUAUCUGUAAAAGUACAUAAAUGGCAUAUGUUGUCAUGCAUCCAUGUGAUACCUACAUGCUUCGCUUAAAGUAAAGUCAGAUUUGCAUCUCUCGGCUCUUCUUUUCCUUUCAAUUAGUUUAAUGUUUUGGAUUUGCAAAACUUAACACACUAUUCCUGUUUUGCAGUUUUUAUUAUUUUUAUUUCUUCUUAUUACUUAUGGUAUUUUUUCUAAUCAACACUACUGUUGACACAAAACGACAAAUUUCAUGACAUAUGUCAAUAACAAUAAAUCUGAUUCUGAAGAAUGCAGGCGAUAGAUGAUCAAUUUAUUUUGUUUGUUUAUGUAACAAAAAUGGAGUAUUAAGUUAUAUUGCCUUCUGAAAAUAAUUUUCAUUUAUCAUGAUUCGAAUUACUGUCUUCACAGACACUUGAAAUAUUUUUGACAAGCAUUUGCUCAUUAAAUUAUUUUCUUAGACAUGGUAAUAUACUUAUAAAGAUGAAGUAUACUUUUAAGUGAAGUAUAAACAUCUAUAAAAUAUAUAUAACAUGAGUUAAUUUUCCUUGUGUUUUUUUAGAAAUUGCUUUUCAGUAGAGAAAUCAAUUUUAUAAUAUUUAAUUUUUUCAAUUCAACACCUUAAAUCUUGGCAUCAUCAAAAAGUUGGUUUUAUAUUUUAAUUUGUUCUGUGGCUUGA
This is a messenger RNA of Hypanus sabinus (Atlantic stingray), 5733 nucleotides long. RefSeq names its product mitochondrial calcium uptake family, member 3a (gene micu3a). The coding region runs from base 766 to 2295 and encodes 509 amino acids. Lineage: Eukaryota; Metazoa; Chordata; Chondrichthyes; Myliobatiformes; Dasyatidae. Gene Ontology annotation, cellular component: uniplex complex. Gene Ontology annotation, molecular function: calcium ion binding. The record is from RefSeq and is a predicted model, not a curated record. The transcript has 13 exons. Gene Ontology annotation, biological process: calcium import into the mitochondrion; mitochondrial calcium ion homeostasis.